AUGCCUUCUCUCCUGGAUGAGUGGCUGUGGCGGGAGGAGCACUGGCUGCCCCCGGGGGUCACGUGGGAGGACAUGAAGGACUCAGACGUCGCUCGCUACCCCCGACCACGCGACCUUUACGCUUCCAUCGUCUGCGGCUUCGCCUUCCUGGCCGUCCGGCAGCUCUUUGAACGGCUGGUGGCGUUGCCGCUGAGCAAGUGGAUGGGGGUGAAGGAGAGGAGACGAAAGAGGGCGACUCCCAACCCGGCCCUGGAGCGUUUCUACACACAACACAGCAAGCGGCCCAGAGAGAAGGAAAUGUACAGACUGUCCGAGAGCUGUGGCCUCUCCCCGUGGCAGGUCCAGACGUGGUUCCAACGCCGGAGAAACCAGGACCGACCGAGUGUGAGCCAGAGGUUCUGUGAUGCCGGUUGGAGGUUCACCUUUUACACGCUGGCUUUCUUCGCUGGGUUAGCCGUGCUUUUCGAUAAGCCAUGGUUUUGGGACCAGCAAGAAUGUUGGGAAGGCUACCCCCAGCAGGUCUUGUUGCCCUCCCAGUAUUGGUACUACAUGAUCGAACUGGGAUUCUAUUGGUCUCUUCUCUUCAGGAUUUCUAUCGACGUGAAGAGGAAGGAUUUCAAGGAGCAGGUGGUUCACCACAUCGCCACCAUCUUCCUGAUGAGCUUCUCCUAUUGCGCAAACUACAUCCGGGUCGGGACCUUGGUUCUGCUGGUACAUGACGCUUCGGACUACAUCAUGGAGGUCGCAAAAAUGUUCAACUAUGCCGGUUGGCGUCGGGUGUGUGAUUGGCUGUUUGUGAUCUUCGCGUUGGUUUUCCUGAUUAGCCGAUUGUUUAUCUUUCCCAAUGUGGUCCUGUACACCACUUGGUGCCGCUCCAUGCAACGCUUCCAGCCUUUCUUUGGCUACUAUUUCUUCAACGCCCUCCUGCUGUUGCUGCAGCUGCUCCACCUGUUCUGGGCCUACCUCAUCCUGCGCAUGGCCUUCAAGUUUGUGUUUGUCGGGCAGAUCGAGAAGGACGAGCGAAGUGAUGAUGACGAGGAGAGCGAGGGGACGGAGGAGGGGGGGGAGGCUGGGCUGGUCAGCUCGAAGGCCGGCAGGGGCACCGGUGCUGGCAGAGUGUUGAAUACAAUCCGGAGCCGGAUGAACAACCGGCGCGUGAACAACGGCCUUCCCAAAGCAAGGUAG
Molecule: messenger RNA, 1185 nt
Organism: Callorhinchus milii (elephant shark)
Lineage: Eukaryota; Metazoa; Chordata; Chondrichthyes; Chimaeriformes; Callorhinchidae
Product: ceramide synthase 2
Exons: 10
Coding region: 1-1185 (394 amino acids)
Biological process (GO): ceramide biosynthetic process
Cellular component (GO): membrane
Molecular function (GO): DNA binding; sphingosine N-acyltransferase activity
Source: RefSeq, a predicted model, not a curated record